Hymenoscyphus albidus is the source of this 3263-nucleotide messenger RNA. The record is from the annotation of a GenBank genome assembly. NCBI's taxonomy places the organism in Eukaryota, Fungi, Ascomycota, Leotiomycetes, Helotiales, Helotiaceae.
GGGCGAUAAGGGACGAAUGGGCGGCGAUAGGAUAGGUGCAGGUGGCGUCGGAUCCCUCCACAAUGUUUACCUGCAAGGAGUAUGGAAGUCUCCGAUGAAGCUUUCCCAAAGUUCUCUUAAAACGUCACCCAAUCCAGCGUGAAUUAGGGUCAUCUUCACUAUUUGAUUUUGUCUGAAGUUUCAUAUUCGCAAGAGUUGAACUUUGCUUCAUUCUACCAGAAAGCAAGCAAAACAAAACCAUCUACCCCUGCUCCGCUGUACUCGUACAACUGUACAACCCCACCUCACCGUCUCUUGGUGACUUCCCUCUACUUUCAACACUUUCUGUGUAUUCUGUACCUUUCAAGUACAACGAAGACUUGAGCCGCAUUACAAAGCCUGACUGCUUUAUUACCACUCCAAAAACCAUCCAAGAUGGCUUCCUCGCCGCCAGACCAGACAGCUUUGCUAAAGGACGUUCUUGAAGCUCUCAAGAAUUUACAAGCCAGCCAAGUUCAACUUGCUUCCAAUGUUGAUGCUAUUAAUGGAAGAGUCAACGUACUAGCCGGUAUGAAGGAAGUUCGAGAUGUCGCCAACGGAGACUCCUCAACUCCAUCCUCAACAAAACCAGCCGACGUUCCCGAGCCAGCACAUGAGGAAGAAGAGGUUCCCAGCUCUCCCACUCUCACUCCUGAGCAGAUUGAAAGUGAAAAGGCUCUUGCGGCUUUGACUCAUGCUCGAAAGCCCAGUGGUGUCACUUCAAGAAUCAUUCUCACGUAUGUCUCUAUUCCCAGAAGUUUGGUCAACAUUGUGGUAUACAUGUGGCUGACUGUUAUUUGCAUGUAGUACCUAUCCCGGUCAAUCUGGUAUCAACCCUCUUCCCAUGAAUUGGGGUCACAAGGAUCCUCAAGAGCGUGGCCCAGUUGUGGUCUCCAGAAAUUCAACGACAAUUCGCAGAAGAAAUGGUAUGGCCAAGCUCCUUACCCUAGUGAAGUUGUACUAAUGUAUCAUAGCAAUUGGAGGUGAUUUACCUAAAAAGUUCAAUUGAUGAGAUAAACUAACAUAUUUAGCUCAUGGUGGUUCAUAUUCCAUCUAUUAUGCUUUGGCAGUUGCAAGUAAAGAAAUCACAUCAGAUCACAGGUAAUGAUUUAUAUUUUCUUUUGCACUUGCCAAUUUCGGUUUGGGCCCUCUGGGUUGUUCUUGUCUUCUUGGGGGCCCUUGUAUUCAUUCUGCAGUUCUCUCAAGGCUGUCGAAUACAAAAUAUGUAUAUCUUAAGCUUCCUGAUACGAUAGCUAACAUAGUGCUAGACCUGAUUUUACCAAUACCGAGCCAGCUGCAAAUAUUGGACCAUUCCCACAAUGGGCUGAUAAGAAGAAGAUCGUCGCAAUGGAUCCAUUGGGUCAUUUAUCUCCAUGGCUCUUUAGUGAAACGAUUGAGAAAGAAAAUGGUAUGCCUCCUUAUCAUUAUCAAGAUAGACAUGACUAACUUCAACUAGUUGAUAUCAGACCAACAAUUGGUAGUUUCGCUACAUGUGUAUUAUGAGGCAUUUAACUGACAAUGAUCAGCAAUCACGAGAGCUCAUAUGAAAUUGCCUGAAUUGGAGCAGAGUGUGAAAGAAGGUCGUCUGUAAGUCAACCCAGAAAAUGUUACCAGUAAUUCGCUCACCGUAAACGUAGGGUCCCGGAUGGUAAGAUUUGCUUGAACGAAUCUGGCGAACUUGCUGUCACAAAAUUUGCCGUUGAGCCAGUAAAUUAUAUACUCCGAAAACAAGAGUUUAUGUCUGACAACGCCCUAGGUUUGGUACCUUCCUGGUGUUGCAGAGAGAUUCGGAAUUGGUAAAUCACUCAAUUCCCUAGGAUUACAAUUAUGCUAACAUCUGAUCAGAUGAAGGAACACUCCGAAGAGCUUUAUUUGAACACACUGGCGGAUCGUAUCCGGAAUUGAUCACAAGAGGGGAUAUCAAAAUUUUCCUUCCUCCAAUAGGUACUUGUCAAAUAUAUGCGGUGUCAUGCAGAUCACUGACUGUAUAAAGGUGGUCUUACGGUAUACUGCUUCGGAGAUCCAGCAAAGAUGUCGGAUGAAAAGGUGCGACUGGCUUUGAGAGUACAUGACGAGGUAAAUAUCCCUCAUUGUUUGCCUGGUUUUUUUUUUCUCUCGAGAAUUUCAUCUGACCCAACGUCAGUGUAACGGUAGUGACGUGUUCGGAUCUGACAUAUGCACCUGUCGACCUUACCUCAUCUAUGGUAUCGAGGAGGCUGUCAAGGAGGCACAAAAGUUCGUUUUCCCAUCUUCGUUGAUAUGCCGUGCAACAUCUAAUGAGCAUUUUUUAGGGGUGGAAGUGGGGUGGUGAUUUACUUUCGUAAAGAAGGUCGGGCUCUUGGAGAAGUAACCAAGGUAAGAAUUCCGCAUCUACCUCGUGAAUGGGGAAACAUCUUUUAGGAUGAUGCCAGCGUAUCAUUCCAUUUCAAACGUCGUACUUGGCGACCCCACCACUGAAGCCUUGAUGACUUCUUAUCCCACUCCCCCACAUCAGCAUCCAGUCUUACCCGCUCACCCCGGAGUUCUUACCAAUCCUCACCCCGUUCUGACUCUUUGAUGUACAUUGUCUGACAUUUUAACGCAGUAUCUUGUAUACAAUGCCCGGAAGCGCGGGUUGGAUCGGGCAUCUGAGUACUUUAAACGUACCGAAAACAUUGCGGGUGUGAAGGACAUGAGAUUCCAAGCACUGAUGCCGGACAUCCUCCACUGGCUUGGCAUCAAGAAGAUUGAUAGGAUGUUGAGUAUGAGCAAGUAAGGUCUCCUGGUAUCCGGUAAACAGAUGCGCGCAGUAUUAACGUUGAUCACAGCAUGAAGCACGACGCCAUCGUCGGCCAAGGGUAAGAUCAUCCGAGGUGAAACAGAGGCAAAAUCUCGCAGUUAGUGAUGUUAAUGGCUUGUGUAGUAUUCCUAUUCAUGAGCGAGUGGAACUGCCCGAAUCUUGGAUUCCUGCAGAUUCCCGAGUUGAGAUUGAUGCCAAAAUUACGGCAGGUGAGUUUAUCCAUCAUUCCCGCAUGUUCGUUGAGUGGGUAGGGCUGAUGUCGGGUUGAAGGGUACUUUACCACUGGACACCGAAUGACGGAAGAAGAGCUAGCCGCCGUUAAAGGAAGAAGUUGGGAAGAGUAAGUUUGCCCCGUUGGAGCGAAGUCUAGUCAGAAAAUGAAACUGACCUAAGGUAGUAUCGAUCAUUGAUCACACGGUUGGAAAGUUUAUCGUUUGCUUGGGCCGCAUAGUUAGCAAAGUACCUG